AUGACGGACUGCUUAAUGCUGAUGCUGGUGCUCCCUCUGUGCCUUGACCCCUUCAGAAGUGUGCUGGGAUCUCUGUGCACCUUGCAAGGGAGGAAGCAAAAUCUGGAGACGGGAAUUCAUUUCAUCGCGCCGCAGAAACACCUUCAGGUCAAGUCCACCACGGCGUUGCUGCUGUCGGUGGUGGUGUACCCAGUUCUGAAGACUGUGAGUCUGCAGCUUCACUCUGCUUUCACAGGGAGCUACAUUUCAGGGUUCAAUUCCAUAGCCUUUAUAAGCUGUCCGAAUGAGCAGGUGGCAAUGGACAUCGCCAGAGCCGUAAUGGAGAAGAGACUGGCUGCUGGUGUGAACAUUUUACCAAAGAGUUCUUCCAUGUACUAUUGGAAAGGUAAAAUUGAAGAAGCUACCGAAAUCCCGCUGCUGAUAAAGACAAGGACUUCAAGCAUCCCCGAACUGUCUGAGUAUGUAAGGUACGUACAUUUUUGAGAAUUUGAAUAUGGCUGCAAAUAGAGGCUUGCACAAGCAUAGAGCAGCGCAGGUCAUCGUUUGCAAAUGAGAGAUCUCAGAAGUUUCAUCCACCGCUUCCACGUGGGGUUUUUAGAUUUAAACAAAACUGGAGAAAAGCGAAGCAUUGAAAAGGUACGUGAGGCUGUCACGGUCUGUACAGUAGCGCUUAACUUUCUCACUUUUUACUG
Polyodon spathula (Mississippi paddlefish) is the source of this 692-nucleotide messenger RNA. Its product is annotated as protein CutA homolog. NCBI's taxonomy places the organism in Eukaryota, Metazoa, Chordata, Actinopteri, Acipenseriformes, Polyodontidae. Gene Ontology annotation, molecular function: copper ion binding. The transcript is spliced from 5 exons. Gene Ontology annotation, biological process: response to metal ion. The record is from RefSeq and is a predicted model, not a curated record. Bases 1 to 483 code for a protein of 160 amino acids.